Molecule: messenger RNA, 3461 nt
Organism: Clupea harengus (Atlantic herring)
Lineage: Eukaryota; Metazoa; Chordata; Actinopteri; Clupeiformes; Clupeidae
Gene: ric8b
Product: RIC8 guanine nucleotide exchange factor B
Biological process (GO): G protein-coupled receptor signaling pathway
Cellular component (GO): plasma membrane; cytoplasm
Molecular function (GO): G-protein alpha-subunit binding; guanyl-nucleotide exchange factor activity
Source: RefSeq, a predicted model, not a curated record
GUGGUUUGUUUUUAGUUCAAGUUGCCCCGUUUUCCUCACGGGUUUUCACUCUGACGCCGCCUUCCCAGAAUGACGUUUGAAGGUGAAAGUUGAAACAUUAAAUGAAGGGAGGGGUCCACAGAUCCCAUUAGACAGCAUUAAACAUCGGAUCGCUUUUCAUUUGAAUAAUUGUUCACGUUGUCUCGCCAGGAUGGAAUUAAGCAUCAUUUUGUCACAGAUUGAGAAUGAGAACGAAGAAGAAAUAGAGAGGCUUUUACAUGAAUACAACACAGAGAACUGUCGCACUUUCAGUUUUGAACAGGAGGAGGAGGAGGCACGUAUACGGCUGUGCCGGGCUCUGCUAAGGGUCCUGGGUCGGGUGGCACAGCCACGUUGUCAGAGCACAUGUCUUGAGACGUUGCGCAUCCUUUCCCGGGACAAGCGUGUGCUGGGACCGGUUGGUACUCACGAGGGCAUGCUGACCCUGGCCCGGCUGGCGCGGGUCGGCUCCGAUGCGCUCCGGGGCUCCGGCGAAGACGAUGAGCAGGCUGAGGAGGAAGAACGGGUGGUGGUGGAGGCGCUGAAGUGCCUGUGCAACGUGGUGUUCAACAGCACGCAGGCUCAGCAGGUGGGCGCAGAUGUGCAGCUGGCGCAGGGCCUGUGCGCCAGCCUUCACGCGGCCGGUGCCGGGGCUGCGCCACACGAGGUGGGCCUGUUCUCGCUGCGUCUGCUCUUCUUGCUGUCGGCGCUCCGCUCGGACGUGAGGGGCAUGCUGCGCAAGGAGCCCCGCGCCCUGGCGCUGCUCACCGACGUGCUGGAGCGCGCCCUGGAUGUCCACUGGGCCGGGCCCUACGAGGUGGCCCCGCCGGAUCCUCAGGCCCCCCCCAUCCCCUCACAGGAGAACGAGAGAGCCAUGGAGGCCCUCAAGGCCCUCUUCAACAUCACCAUGUCCGACUCCAGUGACGAGUCUGUGACCGGUCAGGACGCCGAGCACCAGCUGCGACUCCUGGUGGCCAUCAUGAGACACCUGCUGCUGCUGAGUACCAACACGGAGGACAAGACCGAGGAGGCACACAGCCAUGCCAUUAAUCUCCUGAGCAACAUUUCCACGCCGUGCCUGGACGUCCUCAUCGACGUUCCCGGACAGCCUGGACAGGAGGAGUAUGGCGGGAAGAACAUGGCCGUCGUUCAGGUGCUGCUGGAUUUCAUGGAGAAGCGUGUUGACCGGGGUUCCAACUACAAGGAGGGCCUGACGCCAGUACUCAGCCUGAUGGCGGAAGGUUCCAGACAACACAGAGAAAUCCGCAGAUACAUCAAGGCCAAGGUGCUUCCUCCGCUGAAGGACGUGACCAACCGGCCGGAGGUGGGCACCACCAUCCGCAACAAGCUGGUGCGCCUCAUGACCCACGUGGACAUGGGGGUGAAGCAGAGCGCUGCCGAGUUCCUGUUCGUGCUCUGCAAAGAGAGUGUGGAUAACCUGGUGAAGUACACAGGCUAUGGCAGUGCUGCAGGGCUGCUGUUGUCCCGCGGGCUGCUGGCAGGAGGCCGAGGGGAGACUCAGUACUCUGAAGACGAGGACUCCGACACAGACGAGUACAAGGAGGCCAAACCAUACAUCAACCCCAUCACGGGCCACGUGGAGGACCCUGCCACCAACCCCAUGGAGGAGAUGACCGAGGAGCAGAAGGAGUACGAGGCCCAGAAGCUCGUCAACAUGAUCGAUCAGCUGUCCAGGCAGCAGCUGAUUAAGCCCAUGGGUGUGAGGAAGGACGGCACACUGGCGCCCCUAGAGGAGACCGUGAGAGCCUGCCGCGACAACAGCAGUGACUCCGACUCGGACUGACCGCCGGCUUCACUCCUCUCUCUGUCUUCCCGUCUCACAAUUAUGCUGCGCCACUGCCUGCAUGGCCCCCGCCUGCCUGCCACACACACACUCACACACACACACACACACACACACACACACACUCAGGCAGGCCCACACCUAAUCCAGGCUUGUCCUUGCACACAGGAGCAGACUCAUCUCUCUCGAGUUGGUAUCGGUCACGUUUUCGUCAAAGCUGUCUCCUCUCCCUAUUUGCCAUGUUGUUAAUACUGAGCUGGCUCAAGAGACCCUACAGACACAUACCCAACAGCACAUCCAGUUGACAUGUCAGGAUUUGACCAAAGAUUAGAGUACUGAACUAGGAGAGAAAUCAGUCUGCUUAACACCACGUAUUUGGACUGCUAUGGUUACAGUUGUAAACACUAUCGCUAUCUGUACAAACUGAAUAUGGAGCAAACUUUCUCCCUUUCACAACAACUGUAUUUUAAUGCCUGCUCUUCAACUAGAAUUGUUUUUGUUAAUGGUGUAUAUAAGACAUUUUGGGUUUUUUCUUCUUCUUUAAAGUUAUUAGGCAUUGUGCCUUUUCUAUGCCUGGUGGGUGCAGUGAAGACUGUGGUUGUUUGUGCCAUAGAGGAUGAAUUGUGGCUCGAGCUUGUUUUUUUUGUUUUUUUCCCUCUUCUGUUCUAAAACCACUUUGUCUGGUUUGGGAAGACUUCAAAUCAGUAAUGCAUGGUGUUUGAGUCCAUCUCUCCUGUAUGACUUCAUUGUAAAUAGCUGUAUUCUGUAUAAAUGUAUGGUACUUUUUUUUCUUUUUUUUUCAGUUUUUUGAAUACCGUAUUUUACAGCCAAUCUCAGUUGGAAGAGAUUUUUUUAAAGCUCACCUGCGGUGUACUGUUAAACUAAUGAAGACUAGUCUGCAUGGUGAAUGAAUAGCCUUUCUCUCCCAGGAGUUUUUCUUCUGUUCCUCUGAUGCCGUGCCCAGGUGACCGAUUAUGUCUGGUCUUGGAGUUGUAAUGAGCUAGCUAAUGGGGUCCGGGGGGGAAAAAAAACUCUGCAAGUUUGUUAAUAUUGCUGUUCAUUCUUAUGAUUAUUAUUACACAAGCACAUUUUUGUUCCCUUACAAGAAGAGAAGCUAUUGAUCUUGUGUGUGUGUGUAUAUAUAGAUUAUGAAUAAUUAUAAAUAAGUUAAUGCCUCACCUUAGACUUGCACCAUGUACACAGCCACUAGAUAAGAUGUAUUUUAAAGAACAGAAACGAAACCCAUCCGCCACCAGUCUUCUAAAGGCUUUGCUUCUCUGGACAUAGUUUUUAAUGACAAUCUGUUUGCCUCUCUCCAUGGUACUGAUGGUUUGUGGCAGCAGCCAGGUGACCCUCUGACUCUCUCUCUCCCCCAGUGGAAGUGAUCAUUCCCCCACUCCUGAGGGACUCUUAACUGGGCCUACUUGAUCUCGCUCCCUCUCUCCUCCAGGGAGCUCUGAAUGUCCUCUGUAUACAUGUGAAUGUGGGUGCUUUUUGUAGUUUAAUUUCUCUCUUUAAGAAUAGAAAAUGUACUCUAAUUCUACACACAACUUUAAAUGACAAAUUUUUUUUUUAUACGUAUAUUGUUUGCUAAACCGACAAUGAAGAAACUAGAGAAUAAAUUAAAAAAAAGAACAUU